Bombina bombina (fire-bellied toad) is the source of this 777-nucleotide messenger RNA. RefSeq names its product succinyl-CoA:3-ketoacid coenzyme A transferase 1, mitochondrial-like. Gene Ontology annotation, cellular component: mitochondrion. Gene Ontology annotation, molecular function: succinyl-CoA:3-oxo-acid CoA-transferase activity. The transcript has 6 exons. The record is from RefSeq and is a predicted model, not a curated record. The coding region runs from base 60 to 761 and encodes 233 amino acids. Lineage: Eukaryota; Metazoa; Chordata; Amphibia; Anura; Bombinatoridae.
UUAAGUAGAGGCCUCCUAAAAUUGAAUUCAGGCUGCACAAGUUUUUGCUCUGCUGGAGGAUGUCUGCCUGUAAGUUCUUCUCCCCGCUCAGGAAAGCCAUUAGCCCUCAGUCUCCAUGGGAGAAAACAAGCUGCAUAAUUGCAGCAUGGAUGAUACAAAGCAAGCCCUGUGGAAGCUAUUUUUCUACCAGCAGUCACCAGAAUGCUAAAUUUUACAGUGAUCCAGUUGAAGCAGUAAAAGACAUACCAGAUGGAUCCACUCUACUUGUUGGUGGUUUUGGUUUGUGUGGAAUUCCGGAGAACCUUAUAGCUGGACUCUUGAAGACUGGUGUUAAAGGAAUUACUGCAGUGAGCAACAAUGCAGGGGUUGACAACUUCGGCUUGGGGCUUCUACUAAAGACAAACCAAAUAAAGCGCAUGGUCUCUUCGUAUGUUGGGGAAAAUGCAGAAUUUGAAAGGCAAUAUCUGGAAGGAGAGCUAGAAGUUGAACUUGUACCACAGGGCACUCUUGCAGAACGUGUCCGUGCAGGCGGCGCAGGUAUUCCAGCUUUCUUCACUCCCACGGGUUUUGGUACUUUGAUACAAGAAGGAGGUGCACCAAUAAAAUACAACAAAGAUAGAACUGUUGCAAUUGCCAGCAAGCCUAAAGAGGUCAGGGAGUUUAAUGGUCGCCAGUAUGUUAUGGAGCCAUCAAUUACUGGAGAUUUUGCACUAGUCAAAGCGUGGAAAGCAGAUCGUGCUGGUAAUGUUAUAUUCAGGUGAGACCUAAAUUAAAAUC